CAGAUGAAUUCAAAUAUUGGGUAAUGAAAUAAAAAGGAGAGGAGUGUUCCCGCCAGCAGAAAGAGGGAGCGAUGGAGCAAACACUGAUCGGUGCCCUCAACCUCGUUUCUCGCAACCUCCCUCUUCCUUCCGAUCUCUUUGACGCCGUUUCUUCUAUCUAUCACGGAUCUAACCACCUCAACUCCUUCGUACGCUACCUAUUUCACCAUUACUCUUUGCUUCAUUUUCUCUCGUUAAUUCUGUACCUUCAAGAUGCACUGUUGAAGCAACGCCCUAAUGGUGUCUCCAGUUCUACAUUAAACAAAGCAAUCGAAAGCCGUUUUCAAACUCAGAUUCAGCAUCGCUUAGCUCAACUUGAAGGAUUGCCUUCAAGCAGGGGAGAAGACCUACAGACCAAGUGCCUGCUUGAGCUUUAUGGACUAAAUCUAGCAGAGUUGCAGAGGAAGGUUCGGACUGACGUAAGUUCUGAAUACUGGCUCAAUGUUAUAUGUGCAUAUCCUGACAGGCAACUGUUUGACUGGGGCAUGAUGCGGUUGCGUCGUCCACUUUAUGGCGUUGGAGAUCCAUUUGCCAUGGAUGCUGAUGAUCAAAUAAGGAAGAAACGGGAUGCUGAGAGACUAUCAAGAUUAGAAGUGCAGGCAAAAAAUCACGUAGAGACCAGAAAGAGAAGAUUUUUUGCAGAAAUACUGAAUGCUGUCCGUGAGUUCCAAUUACAAAUUCAAGCUUCUUUGAAGAGGAGAAAACAGAGGAAUGACGGUGUCCAGGCAUGGCAUGGAAGGCAAAGACAACGUGCAACGCGGGCUGAGAAAUUGAGAUUCCAAGCCUUAAAGGCUGAUGAUCAGGAAGCUUACAUGCAAAUGGUGAAAGAGAGUAAGAAUGAAAGAUUAACUAUUCUUCUUGAAGAAACAAAUAAACUACUUGUAAAUUUGGGAGCAGCCGUUCAACGUCAAAAGGACUUAAAACAAUCAGAUGGUAUUGAACCCUUGGAAGAUUCAGUAGCUGAAUUAUCAGAAUCAGUUGCUUUGAAGAAUGAAAUUUUUAAGGAAUCACCUCUUGAGGAAGAUGUGGAGUUGAUAGAUUCUGAUCAUAAUGGUGACACUAGUGAUUUACUUGAAGGUCAGCGGCAAUACAAUUCUGCCAUACAUUCAAUUCAAGAAAAGGUAACGGAGCAGCCAUCUAGUCUUCAAGGUGGGGAAUUAAGACCAUACCAGCUAGAAGGGCUCCAGUGGAUGCUUUCUUUGUUUAAUAACAACUUGAAUGGAAUUUUAGCCGAUGAAAUGGGGCUUGGGAAGACUAUACAAACCAUUUCGUUGAUAGCGUAUCUUUUGCAACACAAGGGUGUGACUGGUCCUUACUUGAUUGUGGCGCCAAAGGCUGUUCUGCCAAAUUGGAUCAGUGAAUUCUCAACAUGGGCUCCUAGCAUCACAACUAUUCUUUAUGAUGGACGGCUGGAUGAGAGGAAAGCAAUGAAGGAAGAGUUGUCAGGGGAGGGGAAAUUUAAUGUUUUGAUAACGCACUAUGAUCUUAUAAUACGAGACAAAGCAUUUCUCAAGAAAAUUCAUUGGAAGUACUUGAUUGUGGAUGAAGGGCAUCGUUUGAAGAAUCAUGAGUGUGCUCUAGCAAGAACCCUGGACUCUGGCUAUCACAUUCAACGAAGACUUCUGUUGACUGGUACCCCAAUUCAGAACAGUUUGCAGGAAUUGUGGUCCCUGCUCAAUUUCCUCCUUCCAAACAUUUUCAAUUCAGUUCAGAAUUUUGAGGACUGGUUUAAUGCUCCCUUUGCAGACCGAGUUGAUGUCUCUCUAACUGAUGAAGAACAGUUAUUGAUCAUUCGGCGUCUGCAUCAAGUAAUAAGGCCCUUCAUAUUAAGAAGGAAAAAGGAUGAGGUGGAAAAAUAUCUUCCCGGGAAAUCUCAGGUCAUACUCAAAUGUGAUAUGUCAGCCUGGCAGAAAGUAUAUUAUCAACAAGUCACAGACGUGGGCAGAGUUGGCUUAGACAAUGGUUCUGGAAAAUCAAAAAGUCUACAGAACUUGACAAUGCAACUCAGAAAGUGUUGUAACCAUCCCUACCUCUUUGUUGGAGACUAUGAUGUGUAUAAACGUGAGGAGAUUGUCAGAGCAUCAGGGAAGUUUGAACUUCUUGACCGUCUACUUCCAAAACUUCGCAGAGCUGGUCAUAGAGUCCUCCUUUUUUCACAAAUGACUCGUCUCAUGGACAUUCUUGAAAUUUAUUUGCGACUUCAUGAUUAUAAAUUUCUUAGGCUUGAUGGCUCAACAAAAACUGAGGAAAGAGGUUCCCUACUACGGGAAUUCAAUGCUCCUGACUCUCCAUACUUUAUGUUUCUCUUGAGCACCCGCGCUGGAGGUCUUGGUUUGAACUUGCAAACAGCAGAUACUGUUAUAAUUUUUGACAGCGAUUGGAACCCACAAAUGGAUCAACAAGCGGAGGAUCGAGCCCAUCGCAUUGGGCAAAAAAAGGAAGUUAGAGUUUUUGUGUUAGUUAGUGUGGGAUCUAUUGAAGAGGUGAUUUUAGAGCGCGCUAAACAAAAGAUGGGCAUUGAUGCCAAAGUCAUCCAGGCAGGGCUUUUCAACACAACUUCAACAGCCCAGGACAGAAGAGAAAUGUUGGAGGAGAUUAUGCGUAGAGGUUCAAGCUCACUUGGGACAGAUGUGCCAAGUGAGAGAGAAAUUAACCGCCUUGCAGCCCGAUCUGAUGAGGAAUUUUGGCUAUUCGAGAAAAUGGAUGAAGAGAGAAGGCAAAAGGAGAAUUACAGAUCUCGACUCUUGGAAGAGCAUGAACUGCCAGAUUGGGUAUACUCUCCACUAAAUAAGGAUGAUAAGGUCAAAGCUUUUGACAGCGGUAGUGUUACUGGAAAGCGGAAAAGAAAAGAAGUGGUAUAUGCAGAUACAUUAAGUGAUCUACAAUGGAUGAAGGCUAUGGAGAACGGACAAGACAUAUCUAAGCUUUCAAUUAAAGGGAAAAGAAGAGACCACCUCCCUGUAGACAAUCAUGCACAAGCCAGUGAUGACAUGGGGGCAGAAGAAAGGGUAUUAGAGUUAAGGAGUGAAAGUGUCCCCAUGGCCAAUGAGGGAUCAAGUGAAGAUACUUUCAAUGUGACCCCUGCCUCUAAGAGACUCAAGCCUGAAGAAAUAAAUUCCCAGAAACACGAAAACGAGGAUGUCAGAGUAAGUGGUUUGAACGAGCAUGUGUUUUCCUGGAAUACUCACAGAAAGAAGAGAUCGAGCUAUCUUAGCCAGGGUUCAUUAUCUGAUACUAGAGGGCAGAACUUGAACUGAUCGGAGUUUCAGUUUAGUCAUGGACACCAGAAACUUUCCCAACAUUUGAACUGUAAUUCUGCUUUUAAUUCUGUGAGUUUGUCACGAACGAGUUACCGGUAGAUUGCACUCGAUCAACAAAUGAAGAUACCAGCAAAUUCCUUCGGGCUGUUGUAACAUGUUUAUAUGCAUUAAUGUAAAAUCAAUCAAUU
This is a messenger RNA of Gastrolobium bilobum, 3487 nucleotides long. RefSeq names its product probable ATP-dependent DNA helicase CHR12. The record is from RefSeq and is a predicted model, not a curated record. Gene Ontology annotation, biological process: positive regulation of transcription by RNA polymerase II. The transcript is spliced from 12 exons. Gene Ontology annotation, molecular function: DNA binding; ATP-dependent chromatin remodeler activity; histone binding. Gene Ontology annotation, cellular component: nucleus. The coding region runs from base 72 to 3296 and encodes 1074 amino acids. NCBI's taxonomy places the organism in Eukaryota, Viridiplantae, Streptophyta, Magnoliopsida, Fabales, Fabaceae.